GCGAGGAAGCUGGCUUUAAGGAAUCCGGGAGAGGGAAGACAGAGGUGUUAUUGUACACGCGUAACCUAUCUAGUGGCUCAGUGUCAGUACCGUGUCUCCGACAACUACCCUUCAACGCCUCAAUUUUGAUCGACUACCACCUUAUUCAAUUCCAUUCUACUUUUCAUUCUGAUGCUUCUCUGUUUUCACCACACUUCGCCGUUCCAAUUUUCAAAUUAUACUGGGGCUCCAAGAGAGAGACACCAUGGUUUCUUCUAAUGGAUUAGCUACUAAGCAGCCUCUUUUUUCUUUUGGAUUGAUUUCUGAUGUCCAAUAUGCUGACAUUCCUGAUGGUCAUUCAUUCCUUGGUGUUCCACGGUAUUAUAGGCAUAGUAUUCUUGUGUUGCAGAGAGCAAUAAAAGAAUGGAAUACUCAUCAGAAGCAUAAGUUUGUGAUUAAUUUUGGAGAUAUUGUUGAUGGAUAUUGUCCCAAAGAUCAAUCUCUUGAUACUGUGAAGAAAGUAGUGGAUGAAUUUGAGAAGUUCAGGGGACCCGUGUAUCAUAUGAUUGGAAAUCAUUGCCUGUACAAUCUUCCUCGCAGCAAGUUACUUCCGUUAUUGAAGAUCCAAACUCUUGAUGAUCAUGCUUACUAUGAUUUCUCACCAGUGCCUGAAUAUAGAUUUGUAGUUCUGGAUGGCUAUGACAUCAGUGCCAUAGGUUGGCCUCAAGAUCAUCCAAAAACAAUCGGGGCCUUGAAAUGCCUACGUGAGAAGAAUCCAAAUGAAGAUAAGAACAGUCCAACAAAUUUGGUGGGGGUUGAAAGAAGGUUUCUCAUGUUUAAUGGUGCUGUUGGAAAGGAACAGAUGGACUGGUUGGAUGGUGUUCUGCAGGAGGCAACAACAUUGAAACAGAAGGUUGUUGUCUGUUGCCAUAUGCCUCUAGAUCCCGGUGCAGCUUCCAAGGGGUCACUGUUGUGGAAUUAUGAUGAAGUGAUGAAUUUGAUACACCGAUACAAUUGCGUUAAGGUUUGUCUUGCUGGACAUAAUCACACAGGCGGAUACUGCAUUGAUUCUCAUGGGAUACACCAUAGAGUUCUUGAAGCUGCUCUGGAAUGUCCUCCUGGUACGGAUGCAUUUGGAAGCAUUGAUGUCUACGAUGACAGAAUAUGGCUUGUUGGAACUGACCGAAUGAAAAGUACAGACAUGUAUUUUAAUCCCGAAGUUAAUUUUUAGACAGGAUGGGUUGAUGUUUGGAAGAAUACCUAUUAUCUUUUAUUAAUAAUAGAUAGAGUAACUAUGAUCGUGUUCUAGCCCUACUUAAGGGAAGGUUUCUAUUUAAGUUAGAAUAACUCAGUUGAGCUGGUACCGGUAAUUUGCAAGUUCAUGAAUCAACCCAUCUCUGCUCAACAUGUUCCUUCCUUUUGAGAGAGGCAAGGAUGCAGCAUGGAGCAUUACUUAAAAUGCUUUGCAUGUGCAUUGUGAUUGGUCGUGUAAAACUAUUUGCUGUCAUUCAUAUAUGAUUAUAUUCAUUGAAAAACAUUCUUGUGAUCCUGACCAUGUGACUACUCUUAUUACUAUUUUUCAUACUGAAAUUGCAUAUUUCACUGCAUUCUACUUUGGCUUUCAACCUGA
Messenger RNA from Abrus precatorius (Indian licorice), 1609 nucleotides. Its product is annotated as manganese-dependent ADP-ribose/CDP-alcohol diphosphatase-like. Lineage: Eukaryota; Viridiplantae; Streptophyta; Magnoliopsida; Fabales; Fabaceae. The transcript has 2 exons. The record is from RefSeq and is a predicted model, not a curated record. Gene Ontology annotation, molecular function: CDP-glycerol diphosphatase activity; manganese ion binding; ADP-ribose diphosphatase activity. Bases 245 to 1210 code for a protein of 321 amino acids.